Molecule: messenger RNA, 978 nt
Organism: Heterotrigona itama
Lineage: Eukaryota; Metazoa; Arthropoda; Insecta; Hymenoptera; Apidae
Source: the annotation of a GenBank genome assembly
GGUCAACGUUUACAAAGUGACGAAUUCGCUUCGAUAUCAGCCGUGUGGGAGUAAGUUUAUUCAAAAUAGUCAGAGUUGCUACAAACUUGGGUGCAAACAUUGACAAACAACACUUUCCAUCUAAAGCCAGAUGUAGAUUUAUUCAAUGUUUGCCGAAUAAACCCGACAAACUGACUUGGUAUUUCUAUUGUGGAAAGAUAUACGCUCUCGGCGGUUACAACGGCCGCACGAGGAUGAGUUCUGGGGAAAGGUACGAACCGCAAAAGAAUCAAUGGGAAAUGAUACCGCCGAUGCACCAGCAGAGAUCGGACGCGAGCGCGGCAGCCCUGCACGACAAGAUAUACAUCGUCGGCGGUUUCAGCGGCCGCGAGGUUCUAAAUUCCGCGGAGGUGUUCGACGUCGAGUCCAACCAGUGGACCUACAUCCACUCGAUGAUCAAUCCACGGUCCGGCGUGUCUCUGGUCGCGUUUCGGGACAGCCUUUACGCCCUGGGCGGCUUCAACGGCAUCAUCAGGCUCAACUCUGGUAAUUCUCGGUAUCAUCGUUCACCGUUCCGAUCGAUAAUAAAGUCUUUCUCGAUUCUCUCUCUCUCGAUAUAUCUAUACGUAGGCGAAUUUUACAAUUCUUCGAUUUAUAAAAUAAAAGGCCUGCCACAAAGUGAAUGGGCUUGAAUUUCAAGGAAACUUUUGCUGUGAGAACAAUUUUCCAAUGCUUUGAAUUUGAUGAUGUUCGAGGAAUAGCAUUUUCUCAACUGCUGCGCGAUGCCAAAAAAAAAAAAAAAAUAUUUUCGUGCAGAAACGAAUGCAGCGUUGCAAGUUCAUUGCUAUAUGAUGUUACGAAAUUGUAACAGCCGAAAUAUAUUGGUAAUUUAGUGAACAUAAAUUUAGCCUCAACUGUGUAUUCACAAUGGUUGUAGAAUUAUAUUUUCAACUAUUAUUCAUUAUAUUUUAUAAUUAUAUUCUUUAGCUUUAUAAUUAG